Fusarium vanettenii 77-13-4 is the source of this 876-nucleotide messenger RNA. RefSeq lists its product as uncharacterized. Bases 1 to 876 code for a protein of 291 amino acids. Lineage: Eukaryota; Fungi; Ascomycota; Sordariomycetes; Hypocreales; Nectriaceae. Gene Ontology annotation, cellular component: membrane. The record is from RefSeq and is a predicted model, not a curated record. The transcript has 2 exons.
AUGGCAGACGGAACGGACCCGGGUGCUGCCUUUGACUUUAAACUCUACCGAUACACUCCUUCACUUCCUGCAGCUAUCGCAAGUGUUGCAGUUUUUGCCGUGCUUACGGUUCUUCACACCUGGAGGCUGCUUAGAGCCCGAGCAUUCUACUUCUCUGCGUUCACAAUUGGUGGAGUUUUCCAAACCAUCGGUUACUGCGGUCGAAUAUGGAGUCAUUAUGAUGCCCUCUCGAUUGGCGGGUUCGUCAUUCAAGCCAUCCUGAUCCUCGUCGCUCCCGCCCUCUACGCCGCCUCGAUUUACAUGAUUUUGGGUCGCUUGAUUCGCACCCUCCGAGCUGAACAUCUGUCUCUGAUCCCAGUGAACUGGGUUACACGGAUCUUUGUCACUGGCGAUGUCAUUGCCUUCUCCCUCCAAGCAGGAGGUGGAGGCAUCCAAUCUGGUGGGACCUUGGACCUCUAUAAGAUUGGUGAAAAGAUUAUUAUCGCCGGUCUUUUCUGCCAGAUUUGCAUCUUUGGCUUCUUCAUAGUCACAGCUAUGCUCUUCCACCGUCGAAUUAUACUCACACCGACGCGUGUGGCGGAGAGAGGUGAUGUCCCUUGGAAGAGACAUCUCUGGGUUCUCUACAUCACCAGUCUCAUUAUCCUGAUUCGAAGUGUUUUUCGCGUGAUUGAGUAUUUGCAGGGAAAUAAGGGAUAUCUGAUCACCCACGAGAUCUUUCUUUACAUCUUUGACACGAUCCUUAUGGCGGUUGUUAUGGCUAUUUUCUUGAUCUGGUAUGUCGAACAGCUCAGCCCGAAGGACAAGAGCAGUCGACGAAGCUCCGAUGAGAGUGAUGGUGAUGUUGGCUUGGAGGCAUUGGCCCCCGACAGAAGAUAG